Venustampulla echinocandica is the source of this 5778-nucleotide messenger RNA. RefSeq lists its product as uncharacterized. NCBI's taxonomy places the organism in Eukaryota, Fungi, Ascomycota, Leotiomycetes, Helotiales, Pleuroascaceae. Gene Ontology annotation, molecular function: protein binding. Bases 1 to 5778 code for a protein of 1925 amino acids. The record is from RefSeq and is a predicted model, not a curated record. The transcript has a single exon.
AUGGAGCAGGCGUGGCUCGACUCCCUCUCGGAGGAUUGGAUCUCACAGCCAAGGUCGUCUGGCUCGCCUUCCCCGUCGCUGCCUUCUACAGCGAACGAGGUCUCCGACUCCUCGAAUGUGCGCCCAACAACGAGUCUGAUACCUCGAUACAACCCCCAAAAGAAGGUGUGGACGGCGGCGGGCGCGCCUCCAAACAACAAUAGCCCUCUGAGUGAGCGGAGCCUUAACGAUAGUAACAUCCCCUUGUCGCAACGCGCUCCAAAACACCAUUCUAAGCUGCGAGACGAAGUGCCUAUAUCUACCGACUCACACGGGAAUGAUUCGCUGCAGAGUUUCUCUGAGACUUCCACGCGAUCAGCACAUUACGACACAAUACAACAUACCUCCGUCAAGGUCUCGCCGAGCAAAGGCCUAAACGAAACCCCCGAAUGGAAGAGCCGGCUCUUGAGGGGAGAUGUUGCAUACGGCGAGCAACGCGACCUCUUCAGUCCCGCGGGCCUCGAAAAUAUUUUUCGCCCUCCUGCAGCGCAAACGGCAGCUCCAGGCAAAUUGCAGAGAGAGACUCAACCUGCGGAGGAACCAAGUGUUAUAAUGCCGUCUAGUCCUCCCCCUUACAAAUUGAACCGGGAUCUCAAAUUAGGAACUGGAGCCUCGGGGGAAGGAAUGCCCCAAGAGGAUGGCCAAGGUUGCAGACAACCCCGGGGGAUCCAGUAUAAAUUGAACGCAGAAGAGGGCAGCAGCGGAUUCUCAACCAACGACCUUAGCAGGAGUAGCCACUUCCGGCCAAAUAUGGCAGGGCUUCCGGCUAGUCAAGAUGAAUAUACUAUCGAAGACACACGCUCGAACUUGGAGAGUUCUAUAGCACAACAAAACGGCAUGGUCGAGGGCGCUGGACGCAUCGUCAGUGGACAAAGUGAUGUGCGUAACGAAGAGCUCAGCCCGAUAUAUAUAUCGCGCCAUAAUACCGUGGACGGCAAAAUGGACUAUACAGCAGCCGUCACAGCAGCCGAGUUGCGUCAACGUUUGGAGGAAUUUAGGGAAACUGAUGCUCCUGAGAUCACCAAAGAAGAUGACGAGGCUUCCCAUCUCAUUUUGGAGGACGUGACAAACGAUACCGACGAUUAUGCGCACAAUGGGCGAUUUGUCAAUCUUCGUAGGGGCGGUCGUUCGCUGGAAGGCUCUUUUCAGAGGCGGAUGUUGAGUCCUUCCUCACUCCCAGCUAUUGAUGAGUCUGCCAUGUUGCCUGAAGAAUCCAUGCAAGCAAGCACUCCCAAACAACUACCUCGUAUUAAGAAGACCCGGGUAUCCAAAGAACAUCGUCGCUCUCCUCCCAGCCCAGUCUCAUCCUCUAUUCCACAUACGCCUCACCAAAGCCCCGGCAAAUCCAAUGAAAAGCACCAUGAUCACAGCUCAGGCAGCCCACUGAAGCUUUUUGGGACCUACGACACUUUCACCAAUCAAACACUUUUGCGCCGGCUAAGCCAAUUUGAAGGUGAUCUUGAGGAUAACGAUAAGGGCGAAUUUCAAUCUACUUCCGCUCAGGAACCAACAAACUCGGAGCUAAAUGAGGCUUUUGUAUCGGCAUCAAGUCCACACAAGAUGGAACCGAAGCGCGCGACUCACAAGCAAGCCCCAAAGAAAUUCAACAGUUUUGGCGAGGGAGAUCUAGAUGAUUUCCAAUUCAGUGAAGGAGUCUCAUACGACUCUAGUAGAUUAGGCGACCAGUAUGAGGACAAGGAUAAAAUCUCUGCAUCUGUACUUGACCGAACAACUCCGAGUAAAUUUGGGUUUCAAUUGGAGCCUUCCCCAGCCCUGGAGGACGGCAGGGUGGCUUCCCAUCGGACUAGGUACACAAACACUACGAGCACAACAAAGCAUACAGUCAAUAUCCAGAAAACCAUUCGGCAUAGUAGUGAUAGUUCAGAACUGGCAGCCGAGGUACCUCCGUCCCAAAGAAUAGAAAAUCUUGAGACGCCUAGGAAACGAAAUGGCAAUUCAGAAGGAAAGCGGCUGCCAAAGUCCCCCUUAAAGGUCCCCACUCCAAAACGACGGCGGACUCUGCCGGAGGACGAUAUUGGUGAUUCUGAAGUAGAUGAGGUCGAUCAUGGGGUAGAGUCAUUAAAAGAAACGCAUCAACAAAUGCAAUCUGUCAUCGGGAAGAAACGGAAGGAUGCAAGACAUGAUGAUAUCCAGAGAGCAGCCAACCCAGAUGUUCUUGCUAUGCGUCAAAUACUUCGACCCCGGACUCUCAGUUCGGAACAAAAAAUUCAUCAGCAGCAAGACAGUCAACCCCUUCCAGAACUUCCCCCAACUUCUGUCCAGCGUGCCCGGUCAUUACAGCAAAAAAAGAUUGCCCUGAUCCAAGCUGAGCUCGAUUCAGUGGAGACUCGUAACGCACCGGCAGCGAUAGGUGCCGCCCAGCGCAUGGUUGAUGAGAGCCGCAAAGGAUCAGUAACAACUCAAGACUUCCUGGAUGAAGCUAAAAAAAUCAUGGCAGGCAUUCGAGGUAAGGUGAGGCCCCAAAGUGGCCUCGCCAGCCUUGAAGAAUCCGAGUCGGAAAAUGACCGCAAUCGAUCUGCAGUUGGUAGCGCAGAAAACGGCGUAUCUGAUGAUUCAUAUCAAGAGUCCACCCAAGAGCCGUUUUCCAGGCCGCCGAGCCGGGAUGGUGGGCCAGUAUCAAGGCGUCCUCCUAGACAAGAGGAUCCGGAUCUUCUAAUCCACCUACGCAAGUACCAGGAAAAGAGCGACAUAGAUGGUGUUAUAUCUUCCCUGAAAUCUAUGGCCAUGUCCAGAGAUGCAACUAGCACUGUGGAAGGCGUUGAGCGGGCCGCGGCCGAAGGCCCCAUUGCAUCUUCAGAUCGACCGUUAACUUCGGGCGAGUUCAUCGAAAGUGAGCCACCAAACAUUCGAAUAUCCGAGAAUCUCGAACACCAACGCAAACGAAAACAUUCAUCCUCAUCGACCUCGGUUCCAAGCGGUGGUAAUGAUGCGGAAGACGCCAGGUUCGUAUCCCAUGGAUCUAAUGCUUCAUCCAACCAGUCCACAUCACGCUCGAUACCAACUGGUUCAUCAAGAGGCUCUAAUUCGCGUCAUGUUAUCGCUCCUCACACCAUCUCUCAUUUAAUUCCUGAGCAGCUUGCUGGCAUGGUGUUCGACCGCGACCGAAAUAUUUGGGUAAAGAGGAAGAAGAGUGUUGAUGUUGGUAAUGGCAGCCAGAAUUUCUUAGCAAUGGAUGAGACCGAGGACGAUCCUUUUGGGGAUAUCCCUGAUUUAUCUGUCGAUGAAACCCAGGAGCUCCAACGCAUUAAAGCAGCUGCUGCCGAGCUCAAACAAAAGUCGCAGCUCCCACAACUACACCAUAUCGGAAUGUCGGAAAUGAAGGACCCCAUCUUCAAGAUACCUAUAGAACCUGGUUUAAGUGAACAGCCCUCUUUGGGCCAUUCAAAGCUCACCAGCCAUGCUUCGAAUCAUGUUGCACAUAGGAGCGAUGGAUGGGAAUCACCGGGUAGCGAGCAAGCCUCUAUGGAACAUUCGAUGGAAGCCAAUCGAGAGACUGAAACGGUAUCCCAUAUCCAGAAAUCAAAUGAUGCCAGGAUGGAAGAAGAGGCCUUUGAGGACGUUGAACGCGAGAUCUCGAUUCUCGAGGGUCGUAUUGACCCUAUAAAGUCCCCGCGUCGACGUAAUAUCACAAUAUCGUUCUCUUCUCCUCUAACUUCGGUCAUUCACCCGCAACUUUACGAUCACGAGAAUAGUUUUGAGCGCAACACAGUUGAUGAUAACGGUUAUGAUAGCGAAGAGAUUGAGAAUGAGGUUAAUGAUAGUUUCGUCGUUUCCAUGAAUGGAAGGAAUCAAAGAGCCGGAUCUACGAAAGUCCGUACAGCAAGCAGAAAGUCAACCCGCCAUGUUUCGUUAGGAGGGCAUACGUUCUCAACCAGGCCAGUGUCACGAAUCGACGAGCAGGAUGAAAACUCCUUUGAUGCAUGUAUGGAUGGCCAACGGAGGAGCGUUAGCGUUGUUGUUGCGACUCCUAUGCUUCGCCAACGAUCAACAAGUGUUGUGGUAGCCACACCUCGACUAUCACACGAAAUUGGAACUCUGACUCUAAGUCCUCUGUCAGAUUUCACCAUGCACCAAGAAGACGAAUCUUUUGGUCUGAAUGUCAGCUACGUUGCCGGCGGCCAGCGUUACUCUCAUGGUGAUAAUGCGCAAAGGGCGUUGUCGCUGGCAAUCAAGGAGCUUGUUCAAAAGAUUACCGAUGUAGAGCCAUAUGAGCCUUUCUGGGAGCAUAUGAAGCAAAUGGAUUUGAGGGACAAGAAACUUCAUAAUCUACACAAGUUUGACGAAUUUUGUGGGCAACUCGAAGAACUCGAUGUAUCGCACAACCAAAUUAGCCAGCUUGAUGGCGUAUCAAGAACUGUUCGAGAUAUUCGGAUCACACAUAACUGCCUCUCGGACCUGACUGCCUGGGGUCAUCUCAAUAACUUACAAUACAUUGAUGUAUCAAACAAUCAACUCGAGACACUAUCAGCAUUCAAGAACCUGAUUCACUUGAGGGGCUUACGUGCAGAUAACAACAUGAUUGGUUCUUUGGCUGGCAUUGGACAACUGGAUGGCUUGCUAAGCUUGCGUUUAAGAGGAAAUCUAGUAGAAUCCAUUGAUUUCAAAGGCACCAAACUCCAAAGAUUAACGGAUCUCGAUCUUAGAGGCAAUCGUGUCUGUGACGUUCGAAAUUUGAACGAGUUGGCGUCCAUUUCAGACCUUGACCUCGAAGAUAAUAUGCUCUGCCACUUUUCCGUGGACGAGUCUCAACCCAUCUCGUCGUUGAAAUAUCUCCGACUCAGUGGCAACCAUCUUGACCAUAUUGAUCUUUCCCCGUACCCGAACUUACGCCUAAUUUACCUUGACAGAAACUGUCUUGGGACGGUUAGGGGCUUGCUCAAAACGAAGCGCCUCGACAGCCUUUCGAUGAGAGAGCAAAAGGAUGGAGCGGUCAUUGACAUGUCGUUCCUCGCUGAAGCAUUUGAAGUUCGCAAGCUCUUCCUCUCCGGAAAUCUGAUCCAUAAUUUUGAGCCUGGGGUCAACUUCCUCAACCUUCAGUACCUGGAGCUUGCCAAUUGUGGAUUGGAAUCACUUUCUCCUGAGUUUGGUCAGAUGGUCCUCAAUACUCGAGUGUUGAACCUAAAUUUUAAUGCUCUAAGAGAUAUCACACCCCUUCUCGGUAUCGUACGUCUGAAGAAACUCCAUCUCGCCGGCAAUCGGGUAUCUAGUCUAAGGAAGACGACAGCCAUUUUGUCCCAAUUCCUUAGUCUCACUUUGGUUGAUCUCAGAGCCAACCCAUUAACCCUUGGAUUCUAUCCACCGGUGUUAGAGACUUCUUUGGUUGCACAGAAAGGCAGUGGCGAGGCAGAUAUUGUGGAGCCAUUCACAAUUAGGAAGGGGGAUAGAGCCAAGGAUAUGAAAUACGCCGCAUGUCUUGAUAUGCCUACGAGGAUGCUAAGGAGAGUAUUCGAGAUGCUCGUUCUAGGUGGUUGUUUCCGGUUGAAAAUGCUGGAUGGUUUGGGUGUCGAUAGGUCUAUAUUGGAAGUGAAAGAUGUGGUUUGGGAGACUCUGGUGACAUCGGGUGUUCUCGUUAGCAAUGAAAAUGAGAAUGAGAAGGUCGAGGGCGGCGACGGGGUUAACGGGGGGGUCAAAACUCCGGAGGAUAACUUAAAGGGAAUACCGGAGCCGCCCGAAUCGGUUUCCAAGGAACGGUGGCCUACCGAAGACAGCUUUGCCUGA